Molecule: messenger RNA, 1257 nt
Organism: Suillus plorans
Lineage: Eukaryota; Fungi; Basidiomycota; Agaricomycetes; Boletales; Suillaceae
Exons: 6
Coding region: 1-1257 (418 amino acids)
Source: RefSeq, a predicted model, not a curated record
AUGGCGCAGGCAAUAACUGAGGUCUUCAUGACACACGGCGCUUUGGUGACAGUCUUGUCACCAUUAAUCCUGUCGGCCGCUGCCGAAUUGCAGGAGCACGUGGACGGCGACAACUCCGGCAUCAGCAGCCCGCCUGUGUGGACACAGAUCCGAGGGGAUGAUCGCCGAAUUCAAGGCCAUCCCCUCUUCCCCGCCACACUCCAUUAUGGAAGUGAGUCUCGGUCGCCGUCCCCUCAAGCCGGCGCCUCAAAAGCUCCCACCUUGCCUGCCGAAGAACGGGGGCGAGGAACUCAGCGUGGCAAGCGUCCCCAGGCCUCUAGCGCCCGUAGCCGAAGCCGCACGGCGAUCUCCAAGAAGCAGCGCGGCAAGUCCAGGGCUAUCAUCACGACCGAUGAUGAGCUUGAUGAGGACUCUGACGAGGUGGCCCCACCGCCAACUAAAGUCACUACCGAGGACGAGAUGGACGCCAAUGAAGAGCGCGUUAUCACGGUCGUGCCGAAGAUGGGCGCUAAGAAAAUUACCAACUUUUCAGGUGCCAUCUUGACGGAAGAUGAGUUCGCCGAUACUUCGGCGCCCAAUGGGCUCCUCGCUGUGGCCAAUGGCUUCAACAAGAAUAACGGCCGGACAUUGAAGGUUUGUGCGCUGUGCAGCCGCCUCAAGAUUCAUUGCGGUGGGAAAGGCUCCAACCCUCCCUCAGCCAAAGGCAAGUCCUCGGCUGCCCGCCAAGCGCGUUCUCAGUCCUGGCGCCGCCCUUCGCCGAUACAAGAAGAUCCAGCUCCAGACGCCAGCCCGUUGGUCGAGGAAGAGCCGGUGCCUCCUGCAACACCGGCGGUUGCCAAUCCCGAGUCGUCCCAAACGCUGGACGAUCCCGAGGCCGCCGGCCCAUCAUCCAUCUUGCCGCCAUCCUGUGUCGCCCAUGACCAGGAAAUGGAAGCACUGAAGCUGGAAGUUGCCAGGCUUCGUUCAACCGUCGAAGUCCUGGUAGCGCAGGUGGUGGCAGGCGACCAGCUGCUACAAGCUGCGUACACGUGCUUGGAUGCGCAAGACAACCGCACUGAUCUGCUCGCCGGCAAGAUCGCCGACAUUCACCGCCUCGUCGAUCCACCUUCCUCGGCGCCCCCCACAGAUAUCGCUGCUGAUGAGUCUGAUGAGUUGGCUGCUGGUCCAGCCAAUGACGAGGAUGCGGCAUGCUUGCCAAUCGCCAUCAAGACUCCUGAGGCGGAGGACUCUAAUGUUUCUGGUGAGCCGGCAAUGUAA